AUGUCUCCCAUAUUUUCUCGUUAUCUUCAGUUCCUACCACUUCUGACCAGCGUCGCCUUCGGGGCACCUCAGGGUCCUUAUGCUCCUACGAACCAGAGCCAGAGCCUUCAAUGGAGCCCAUGCAACAUCUCCGAGGCUCAGACAAUGCCCAUGCUCUGCGCAACUCUCCCUGUUCCCUUGGACUAUCUCGAGCCGAACUCCACCGAAAAGCUCGACCUCAAACUAGCUAAGAUAGCUGCUACAAAGCAACCCUCACGAGGAAGCAUACAGUUCAAUUUUGGCGGUCCUGGAGCUCAUGGACGUGAGGAUCUCGCUGGACUGGGUGCUCAACUAAUGGCGUACUCCGGCGGUCACUACGACCUCGUCGCGUUUGACACGAGUGAUGAGAGUGAGAAGCUCAUCUGGGAUUAUGCGAACAAAGCCGUUAGCGGCAAUUCCUCCGACACCGCCCUUGGUGAGCUGUGGGCCAUCACGCAGAACUACGUCGACAAGUGCAAGAACAGCACCUACGCCGCCAGCAUUGGCGACAAAAUUGGAACGGCGUACAUCGCCAGAGACUUGAUCUCUGUCGUCGACGCUCUUGGUGAGGACGGUCUUUUGAGAUUUUGGGGGCUCUCGUACGGCUCGGCCCUGGGAGCAACCGUAGCUGCCAUGUUCCCCGACAGAGUUGACCGAAUCAUCAUCGAUGCCGUUCUGAACCCACACAAUUACUGGCACUAUCACGAAAUCGAGUCGAUGAAUGACCUUGAUAAGGCUUUCACCGCAUUCCUGGAGGCCUGUUUCGAAGCCGGCGAUAAGUGUGCUUUGACUCGGCCCAACAAGACAGCUGCCAUGAUGGAGAAGGAAUUCUACGAGUGGGUGGAAGACCUAAAGUACCAUCCCAUAUCCUACCCGGACUUCUCGUUCACGUUCAGCUCCGUGAGAGGGUUGGUCUUUGGGUUGCUCUACGAGCCUCGCCUGUUUGCCUUGACAGCCAGGCUCAUCGACGGCUUGAUGACAGGGAACUUGACAGCCGAAGAUUCUGCAGCAAUUGUCGCCCUUGCUCCACCCACCGGCAUGAUGUCCACCGAGACGAGGAUCGGAAUCACGUGCAGCGACAAGACAAGACGAGAGCCUCAAUUGGAAGACAGCCUCCCAGCGGUAUACGAGCAAUGGGCGAUCAGCAGACUCGGAGGCGAUAUUUUUACUCACUUCACCAUGCAGUGCGACAAGUGGCAUAUUGCGGCCAAGGAGCGAUACCUGGGAGACUUCAACGUGCCGAUGAGGCAUCCGGUCCUGGCUAUUGGCACUACCUACGACCCGAUCACGUCCUGGGCUGGUGCGGUCAACGCCAGCCAGAGCCUUCCAGGUGCCGUGGCCCUCAAGCAAAACAGCUUUGGUCACAGCUCGCUUAAGCAAGUGUCCUCCUGCACAGUCAAAGUCAUUCAGGCAUAUCUCAUGGAAGGCACGCUGCCUGAACCCGGAACUGUGUGCGAGGUCGACGAGCCUCUGUUCUCGAAUUCGACCUGGCAAGACUACUUUCCCGCUGAUCUUGCUUGA
This is a messenger RNA of Lasiodiplodia theobromae, 1539 nucleotides long. RefSeq names its product Tap domain-containing protein. Lineage: Eukaryota; Fungi; Ascomycota; Dothideomycetes; Botryosphaeriales; Botryosphaeriaceae. The record is from RefSeq and is a predicted model, not a curated record. The coding region runs from base 1 to 1539 and encodes 512 amino acids. The transcript has 6 exons.